This is a messenger RNA of Aspergillus uvarum CBS 121591, 612 nucleotides long. RefSeq names its product cytochrome oxidase biogenesis protein, Cox20 subunit. The coding region runs from base 1 to 612 and encodes 203 amino acids. Lineage: Eukaryota; Fungi; Ascomycota; Eurotiomycetes; Eurotiales; Aspergillaceae. The record is from RefSeq and is a predicted model, not a curated record. The transcript is spliced from 2 exons. Gene Ontology annotation, biological process: mitochondrial respiratory chain complex IV assembly. Gene Ontology annotation, cellular component: mitochondrion; mitochondrial inner membrane.
AUGGCUGACGAUACGCGGGGCUCCAUAACCAUUGCCCCCGAGCAAAGGGAGCCGGAAUCUCAAAAUACUGCAUCGGAUUUCACAUCUCAAAAGAAGCUGAAACAUGAGAUCCCUCAGUCGCAAGUCGGAAAACUUUGGGACGCAUUUGGAAAUCCCGAAGAGCCUGUCAACAUGCUUCCUUCUGCUGGGGUCAAGUCCGGAAAGAAGCACGCCGACAUCACGGUCACCGAAGCUAUGAAGUCAAUGUCAUUGGAGAAUGCUACGUCUUUUUACAAAGCACCCUGUGCUCGGGAUUCGUUGCUUAUCGGAAUCGGCGCCGGGUUCGGUGUAGGUGGGGUGAGGGGUGUCAUUGGAGGUUUGCCCAAGAUUUGGACUGCCUGUAACUGGGCCGUGGGCGCAUUUGCCAUUACCGCCCUUGCAACACAUGAAUUCUGCCAGCGACGUCGAGUACAGGAAUUGGACGGCAUGAAACAGGCUGUGGAGCUGAUGAAGGAGCUCAAACUCAAGAAGCAGCGUGAGAAGGAGCAUAAAGAAAAGGAAGCCGCGCGCCUGGCGGAAGAAGAGAGGCAACGGAAGAGUUGGACCAACCCUUCCAAUUACAAGUUCUGGUAG